Molecule: messenger RNA, 636 nt
Organism: Humulus lupulus (European hop)
Lineage: Eukaryota; Viridiplantae; Streptophyta; Magnoliopsida; Rosales; Cannabaceae
Exons: 2
Coding region: 1-636 (211 amino acids)
Source: RefSeq, a predicted model, not a curated record
AUGGGUAUUCCUCUAGCUAGUGAACCAGGCACGGACUUUUGGCAAUGUUCUAAGGAAAUUUCAGGUUGGCAUUCAGUUAAGAGUGCCUACAAGCUGUCUCAGAUGAUCAAUGGUAGAUGGCAAGAAGAUGUUAAUGCAGGUUUUCAGAGAGCGCUUUGGAAGUUGAAAGUGCCGCCUAAAGUGCGAAACCUGUUAUGGAGAGCAUCUAUAGGAUGUCUUCCCACCCAUGUCCAGCUAAGGCUAAAGCAUGUAGAGGUUGACUCGAUUUUCCCCCUGUGUCAAGGAGCGCCUGAAACAAUUACUCACAUUCUGGUUAGCUAUCCAUUUGCUCAAAGAUGUUGGGAGGAGACUCGUAAUGAUCUGGUUUGGAGUCAGAAGCAUCUAUCUGUGGAGCAGGUGGUGGUCCUAGCUAAAUCUAAUCUGAAUCAGUGGCUUCAAGCUCAGGAAAAACAAGUGCUUCUGCCUUCCCUUUCAUUAUUGGCAGGAGAUGGUGGUGUUUGUUGGACCAAGCCUCAAUUUGGUUUUGUCAAAGUGAAUGUUGAUGCAUCAUUGUUUCUCCAUGAUAAUCACUAUGGUUUUAGUUGUGUGGCAAGGGACCGUGAAGGGAAACUUUUUAGAAGCUUUUGUCUAUUAUAG